AUGUACCGGCGAUUGCAGAGAGAGAACACGGGCAGGCGGCGCAGACUGGUUGAUUUAUUCUACCAGAUGGACGCAAAUCAUGACAGAAUUCUGAGCUCCUGUGAAGUAAACUGCUACCUACGUCAACAUGGCUAUGACGAUGCGGCAAUAAGGAGUUUCUGGCAAACGUUCGAUCGCAACCGAGAUCACCAAAUCACGGCCGAGGAGUACAAUGAGGUGCUAGCCCGGCUUCCAGAUGACAGCGUUGAUACAGGGAGGUUUCGCCGCGUUUUUUCAACUCUUGACAUAAAUAACGACGGGAGACUUGAUCUGGCUGAACUGCAGGCCAUUCUAAUAGCGUUAGGAAAUCCGUUAAACGAGGCCCUUCUUCGUGCUCUUCUGGAACUGCACCAAUUCUCACCCGAUGCCGGCCUCUCCUUCGAAGACUUUCUCUCAUUCUUCUCUGAUCCGCUUUUUGUUUAG
Molecule: messenger RNA, 462 nt
Organism: Dibothriocephalus latus
Lineage: Eukaryota; Metazoa; Platyhelminthes; Cestoda; Diphyllobothriidea; Diphyllobothriidae
Source: the annotation of a GenBank genome assembly